AUGUACCUGAGCAAGGAGAAGAAGGAGCAUGAGGAGGAGGGGAAACGAGCUGUGGGAGCAAAAAACCCAUCGAGUCAAAGGAAUAGGAAGUAUGGAAGAAAUGCAAAACAUCCCGCAUCAGUAUAUAACAACAGAUAUAUUAAUAAAUUUCAUAAACGAAAUAAUGACCUCCGGACAAAAAAGGGAAAUCAUGGGAUGAUGAGCUUUGGUAAUUUAUCCCUAAAUAGUACCCAUCAACAUAUGAAGGCAGAAAAUAUAAAAAACAACCAAGUGUAUUUUAAUAAAAAUAACAUCACUAGAGGUAGCAAGGAAAAUACAAGAACUACAGUGUAUAAAAAAAAUUACUUUGGUCAUGACAAUAUUAAUUAUAACACUUUUAUAAAUUCACAAACAUCCGUCUGUUCAUUUCAUAUAGAAAAAACAGAAGAGGAUAUAAAAAAUCAACACAAAUUUAACGAAACUGUGUAUAGAAGUAAUGACACAAAUGUUGUUACAGAAGUGAGCAACUCUCCCUUCCCUUCUUUUGUUGAAGAAGUCAAUUUUACAAAUCAUCUAGUUCAGUUAUCUGCCAUUCUUAUCCUUUCCAAUAAUGAUAAAAUUUUUAACAAUUUAGAAUUUGAGGGAAAGACUAAUCCCUCUCCUAACGAUUGUAAUUUGUGCAUAUACGUUAAUGUAAUAAAUAAGUCCACCCCUCAAUAUUAUAAGCAACUUUAUCCUGUGUCCUAUAAUUUUAAAAAUCGGCUUCUCUUUGCUACGCCAAGUAGCUCCUCCGUUGUCGAUUCAUCUCUCCUCGUGGACAAAAUAAUUAUCAAGGGCAAUUUCAAAACCCUCUCUCUCAUCGUUCUAGGCCAACCGGAGGAAAUAACCGAAGCGUUAAUAUCCUACCGAGAAAACCUCCUCGACGGAAACCUCAGGAGCAAGAUCGGCGAAGAUACACUCGACGUUGAAAAUAUAGACCUGGAGAAGGACGACUUCUAUGUCCCCAGGAGACCAGUCGAUAUCAGGACGUAUAACAUUAACACGCUCAUUGAUGAGAAGCUCAUUUCGAAUCAGCCCAGUGAGGGAAAUUAUUUUGAAAAAAUUGAUUGGCCCCUCGGGGGUGCCCAGGAUGAAGGGGUCGGAAGAAGCAAACUUGGUGGAAUUGGUCAAAUGGGCCAAACUGGAGAAGCGCGCUACCCACAGCAUCUCCUACAACUGAACCACCUGUGUGACCUCCUAGAGGAACAGUUCCUAAAAAAUAAUGCGCAUCAGAUUGGAAACUCAAAUUGUGAUGAUGCCGUGAAAAGCGAAGAAAAUGAAACAAGUCAUAAUAAUCCCCUAGAGGGGAAGCAAACAAGUGGAGAAAACAUCGAAUCACAACAAGAAAAACAAACAGAAGAACACAACAGUGAUGUGCAUGACAUGAGUGGAGAGGAAAGUGAAACAACUUCCUCCAAAAAAGACACCAUGCCAUCCUUCAUACCACCCGAUAAUGAACUCAUAAUAAAGAUACUAAACGAGUUUACUGAAAUGUACAAAAUAAAAAAACACAUUUCCAAGGAUAAUUCUAUAACCUGUAGGAAAAUUAUUAAAUAUGGAAUGAUGUGGAUGUUCUACAUUUUAAAUCAAAUAAAAAAAGAUCAAAACAACUUCCUUUUGAACUAUGCAAAGUACACCGAAAUUAAGACCUACGAUAUAUUAGGCUGUUUGUUAUUACUUAGGAGAUGUGCACUGUAUUCCGAACUAGCCAAAGACCUAAUUCAUAUGAAUUUUAAUGCGCAUAUGAUUUAUAUGGACACCCAACGUCCCCAUGUCCUGAUCAAUUUAGUUGACAUGCUCAGUGUUAAUAAUGUUUACUUCUUUUCCUCCUGGAAAAUUAAGACCUCCAUUUUGAAAUCGCUCAUCGCGCUGAUAUCAGAUGCCUACGUCAUGAGCCACUUUUGCAGCUAUAUGGACGAGAAUGGAGAAACCCCGUACCAGAAAUUGCUCAAGCUGUCCGAAAGCAACAAAAUGAAGAGGUACAACGUGAAGAGGCUGCUCGGAAUUAUCCUCUGCAGAGUGAAGUUGUAUGAACACAUCAGCAGCUUCGAAAGGGCCGUAAUGCACAUCGUCGCGCAGAGGAAGAGCUACGAUAAGAAGCUCUUUAACCAAUCCGUCACGUCUAAGCUAAUAUAUGAGUUGAAGAAUGUACACAAAGAAUUAUUUCAACACAGCUGUAGACCAGAGAGUAAAAACAGUUGCUACGACGAACCAUACGAAGAGGAAAUUUUUAUUUUAGAUGAAAAAAAGAAAAAAAAAAAAAAUUAUUACCUGCACAAAUUACAUCAUUAUGUCCUUUCGUAUUUAAAGCGAAAUAAAUUUUUCAUUCUUUUUCUAUACAUUUUAAAAGAAUUCGAAAUUUAUUUAAAAAGCUCCCUAUUUUUAAAUUCGUAUGACAUUGCUUUUGUAACGGCUGUGAACGACUUUCUCUUUUAUUUCCUGAACUGUUCAGGUGGAAUUAAUUUCCUACUAAAUUACAAUUUCACGAUUUUCGAGAAAUUGUACAAAAGCAUAUGUCUACUUAUAAAUAAAAAAAUGAAAGAGCUCAAUGGAAAGGUAAAUCACUUGAUGACAGGGCAAGAGGAUGGCCCAGGCACUGACCAAAUGAUCGAUUCCACCAGAAACAAAGGCGCGGACAAUCCUGAGCUUUCAAAUGUCGGGGCCAAAAUUCAACUCUUUAAAACAAAGUCAAAUGAAUCUGCAUCAAAUUCGUAUGACAGCGCGAGUGAAGCGAAAGAUGGCAGGACGGAGAAGGCCACUGAAAAUGACCCAUCCUCCUACGACUUUGAGGACCCAUAUGGCGAACGUGGUCAAGUCAGGGGGACCAAGACCCUGCCCGAGGAGGACGACACAAUCGACGAAGGGGGUGUAGGUACCAGGGGCAAUAUGGAUAACGCGUACAGCGGAGUAGGAGCAGUAGGAGGGAACCUUGCCGCAGCCAACUCCCCUUACGAAAGGGAUGACCCAAACGCAAGCGCGGAGAAUAUGAAACACAAUUUCAUAUUCAACGAGAAGAACUUCUUCUAUGACAACUCCAAGUGCAUGUACACCUACAACGAUGUGUUGAGGAACAGGGACCUUUCAGACGAUCAGUACCUCGAUGGGUUUAACUACAAAGAUAUGAAGAAUGCUAGAAAUUACUGCUCAUACAUAUUAUGCGCCUUGAAGACCUUUUUCAAGACGAACCUCCUAAUUGAACUCUUCUUCAAUUCUGGAGGUAACAUAUCCUUGGAACAUUUAAAAUUUUUUAACGUCCUAAGUUCUUAUCCCCUGCCAAAGUUAGCCCUCUUCAACAAUGAUAAUUUUUAUUACUUGUUCCUGCAUCUCAUUCAUUUGUUGUAUUACUUUAUCUACAUGGAAAAGUUAUACGAAGAAGGUCUUCUUACUGGGGACCCAACAAGUACCAAGUCCAAUUGUACGAAUCAUGGCCAAGAAGACGAAGGGAGAGAAGACCUAGACAACGACACGGAGGGAAAGCGUAAUGAGGCACAGUCAUCCCCAAUAGACACAUUAACCGAUAUGGAUAAAACAAACCCACUGAGCAACUCUCAUGUGAGCAGCAACACCAACGAAUGCAUCUUAGUCACCAUCAGAUACCUCAUUGGAAUUAUUUACAAUUUAAUUUUUUACGAUGAAUCUGGGCACUAUGUGUACCACCUGGGCUACUCCAUAUAUGUGUGCCUGGAAGAAAUGAAAAACAUUACUGGGGAGGUGAAAAUGAACAAAGACUACUCCUUUGGUAAUCUGAAUAAUAUUUUUCCAAACAAAAUUCUUCUGAAAAAUUAUCUAAGUAACGACAAACUGUUUUAUAAUAACUACUUCUACCUGUAUGACAACUUGAAGGGAUUGUACUCCGAGCUCUAUCGCUAUGAGAAGAAGAAGUUCAACGAAAUGUCCCCCGCGAGAAAGAAGGAGCUCUACGAAGGUAAGCUCCUCAACGUGCUUAGUAACACACACGAGGCCGCUAACAAACAGGAGGAAGACCUCAGCGCCCCUGCGCAAAGCCUGCUAGACCAAAUCAAGGAACGCAUAAAGAAAAAGGAAAAAAUGUACCUGGACUUACCACCCCUAAAGUCAACCUACACACCAAAUGUCACAAAAAUAAUCGAAAGCUGCAAAGUGGAAAAGGAUAACAAGUACGCACUUAGAAAAUCAAAGGAGUUAAAUAAUUACAACUGCAAGCUGCACAACGACAUUUAUAUAAACAACUCUUCGAAGAAUUGCUCUCGCCUCGGUAGUGGAAGCAGCACAAAUAACCAAUACGUAGAAUUGCUAGAAGAAUUGGAUGAUACCCCCACAGAGAGUUACCCCCCACAUAGAAAAAUAGACACUUCCACAUAUCCCUUUCUACCACUAAACUUGCUUUACUACUACAUGAAUUUGUGCCCAAAUGUAAAUUUCUUUUCCAAGUUAUAUGAUGAAAAUGGGCUUAGAGAAAAGGGCGCACUGGAGGGGGAAGACGAUGAAAAGUACAUGCUGCAACAACAAGAGGGAGAUAUUUUUUACCUUAACAGGCAAGGUGUUUUUCAUAGCGAUGAACUGCACCACAAGAAUUAUAUAUUUUUGAAAAAUGAUAAAAUUGAUGAGACGAACAAGCCUAUACGGGGCGAAACGUCCAAGGACAGGAAAAACAUAAACCGCAAUAGUGCUAAUUACAGCGAUAACAACGGCGGUGACAACAACACCCUGCUCAGUGGUUCAGGUCAGCAGGAAGACGGAGCCUUCUUAGCCAACGCCAAUUACGUAAGCAAGUACGAACAUGGAGAUUUCAAAAACAUAGGGACGAUACUCUACAGGGAAAAUAACCUCGAAUUCAUAAUAAAAUUAAUAACCAAGUGUAUCUUCUACCUAAAUGGAAACACAUUCAAAUUGGCUCUCCUCAAUUUUAACAAAAUGAGCGGAAGAGUACUCUAUAAAAUUUUGAAACAUCGACGAAAAACACUCUUCCUAGUAAAAUCAAUUCUAAACAUCCUUUUAAAUUUCUUCUACAAUUUAACAAGUAAUUCUAAUUCUAUUUCUUUAAAGUCAUAUAGAAAUAGCGAGCUGUUUUACUCUCUCCUUUUUCUGUUGAACAAGUUGCUUAGCUUUACUGACUGGUUGGGAUCCAAUAACACAUCGGAGUGCAAUCACCAUUCUUCGGUUUUCCUUCUAAGAUAUAACAUCAUUUAUUUGCUUCGCAUUUUUUACUUAUGGUUUAAUAAAACAAGUGAUAACCAGUCUUUCCUCUUUCGCUGUGUUUUGAAGUAUACAAGAAUUCUACCUUCCUUUAGUACAUCUGGCAUGCUCUUGAUUCUAACCUUUUUCGAUUUAAAAAAUAUUUUUCCAGAUUAUAUUUACUCCUUUUUCCUUGCCAAAAAUUUGAAGGGCAUUUGCUACGACGCUGACAAAGCGGGUGCAUCUUUGGAGGAGCUCGCCAAGGAGCAACAGAAUCAAAUGCAACAGAGAGGAGACCCCCAGGGCCAGGACAUGCAAAUGGAAGAUUCGGAAUGGGAGGAAGUAACCGACGUGGGAGAAUCGGAAGAGAAUUGCGAAGAUGACGACGUCGAUAAGGUGAAGCAGGAGUGCGCAGUUGAUGUGGUGGGAGAAGCGGACACAGCAGAGGGAAAUCCCAAAAGGGGAGGCAAACACACGAAAGGUAAACGUGCUGCAACCAAGGGUAGAGGUAGAAAGGGAAAGAAAAACAAAAAUGACGGACAGGGAUCGGAGGUAGCUAACCAACUUGAUGAGGAAGCCAACCCAGAAGGGGACGCACCAAAUGGUGAAACCCACCAUGAAAAGGUCCAGGACCAUAUGGCGAAUGGGGAAGAAGCCCACUCGGCAGGUCUGGAACCAAGCAGGUGCCCUCAAACAGAGGAAGAAGAAAACGAGCGCGAUGUAAACCAGGACGAAUUCUCGAGCCUUGCCAAAUAUUGCACCUCUCCGUAUGACAAAUGGGUGGUGUGCAGGAACAACCGCAAAACGUUUGAUCGUUACGCGCUUGAGCUGGAUCGCCCCUGCGAUAACUUCUUGAGCGAUGUGGAGGAAGAUAGUAAGAAGGAAGAACAGGAUGGUGGAGUGGCCAACCAAGACGGAGAACAGAAACACAACAUCGCAGAAUCCCUCCAUGAGGACAGCCUAAGUAGAGUUAGAUCGACAGCCGAUACUACCCAUCGUGAUGAAUUCAACACAGAAGGAAAUGAAAACUUAAAUGAAAACCCCCACACAAAAUUAAGCGAUGAAUUGUACAAUGAACAAAUGGGUCAGCCAAACGACGAAGAAGACAACCAAGGAGGAAAAUUAGAAAGGGUCGUUAUGUACUGCAAACUGGAUGACGCAUUUCAAGAGAAUGAAGACAAAACGUUAUACCUGUGUUGCGACAUAAAUGUGAUGAAACGAAUUUUAAAUGAACAACUCUGUGACCAAUUCCGAGUACUCAAUUUAGCGCACUCCACUGAUGAUCAUGAAGAAAUGAUACAAGGCGAUAAGAAAAACGCCCCACAGAUGUAUGCUCCUCAUAACAGGUCAUUAAUAGGAAAUUUAUCCCUCAACCUUAGCGACGUAGAAGAAGAAACUAAUAAAGAAAAUAAUAAUGAGGCGGGUUCGAAUAACCCUAACAAUUUUAACAUACUCAAUGAUGAUAGCUUGGCCAAGAAUUACAUUGGAAAUAACUCCAAAGGAAUCUCCUUCUUAUCUACACGAAAACUUGUGUGCAGAGGAGGGAAAGAACUGUCAUUACAUCCGAACAGCGGCAAACAUGUAAACGUUGGCGGAGGAGCGGGAGAUAUCUCCUCCUUUUUAUCCCCAGAAAUUAAGGACCAGAACAGUGAAGAGGAUGACCACAGCCCUCAAAACAGUUUCUCCUUCCAGAAUUUCAAAUCCGCGGGGAGAAGGAUGACCACGGACGAAGGACCCAAUAGUGAUGAUCCUGGUGCUGCCAAUGAUAACGAAUUCUAUCGCCCAAAUAGCGACAACACGGAUGAGAAAUCGAAUAAACCCCUUUGGGGAGAAGACUACUCCUCACAGCUGGGGUUGGAAGCAACAAGGAAAAAAACCACCUCCAUCCGCGUGACGUGCCCGUAUGCAAUUAGAAAUUUUGUAAACGAAAUCGAGGAAAAUUGUGCGGAACACAUCCUAAAAAGGAUCAGGAGAAAUGAGCACCUCGCAGAGCAGCAUAUCAAUCUAAGCAGGUUAAGCCAAGUGGAAAGAGAAAAAAUAUAUCUAAUAAAAAGGGAAUUGAAAAUACGAGAAUAUACCAAUUUGGAAGAUCUGUGUGAUUAUAUCAACUUCAUUGUAAGAAUAAGUAAAACGAACAACGUAAUUGGUCGCGCUUUAAGUACGUAUUGUUGUGUUCUACUUCUUAAUCACAGAAUCCCUAUCUUUUCGAUCCUCUUUAAUCACAUAUAUAGCAUUAUGAACCAGUUAAAAAAGAUAAACAUGUAUAACACGAAUAGUAACGACGACCAGACAAGCAUAUGCAUGAACAAAAUAAACUUCUACUCAUUCUAUUCCUACAACAGCACUCAACUGAGUAACAUUUUUUACACAUUCAAUAAGGAAAUAUACCUCUUGAAGGAGCUCUCCAACUUUUUUUCCUUCCUAUUGGACAUUUUCCACAUGUCUUUUUUUAACAGCUAUAAAAAUACUUACAAUAGGUUAAUAAGACUCAUUUACUUGCCAGCGAAGAAGCUUCUUGAUGUCCUAUACGACUUGAUACGUAACUUGAAUGAUGUUGUUCCACAAGAGCUCAUACGCUAUGUGGUGAAGCUGUCCGCCACGAUUUUCCGAGGAUAUACUUAUGUGCUCUUCGUGUUCUUUAACAAGCACACCAUUUUGCACAGUCAGAGAAACACCCUCCUCGCAACCUCUCCACGUGAAAGGCCAAAUGAAUACGCACCAUUGCAGCCACAGGAGUGCCUCUUCAUACAAAAGAAACGAAAACCCGCAGAUCACAUCACUUCGUGUCAAGACGAGCAAAAAGAGAAUGCCAACACAAGUACCAACGACGAAUCCUCCCUCAACCAGAAAGUAUUCCUUUCAUGCCCUAACUACGUAAAGUAUAUAAAAUUUUUUAUUCAAUAUUAUGCCGAAUUAAUAAACACGAAAAAUGUCAUCGACGAUGAAAACAAAAAAAAAGUGCUCUACAAAUAUGAUCAUUACGUGGAUCUCAAAACGGUACAUUUGUGUUUAAUAAAUAUUUAUGAAAUUGUGAAGAAUCGAGUUUUCUUUUUUUUCUCCUUCUUCAAAGUUCAGAGGGGGUUAGCCAACUUAUUCUUUAGGUACAUACACAAGUGCAAAAAUGGGAAAGAAGGAAGAGGCCCAUUCCUAUUUAGCAAGGAGUAUUCAGGGACCAAACAAAAGGGUGACGCACAAACAGCCCAGCUGCUUCCCGCAUCAACCUCUUUUGAAGAAACUGAAAUGGCCUUCAUUCACCUAUUCGACUUCUACCUAAAGCCAAACAGGCACAUAAACCUCUCCUACCUGCUCGACUUUUUCUCCUGCUUGUGCAACGUCAUCCAAGAUAUGAAUUAUAAAAUUAUUGAGCUUUAUCAAUACAUAAAUGUGAUAGAUAUAAUAAUAAGUAUAAUUUUGCGGAUUGUUGAUUACAACUUCAAUUCGCUCUUCAUUCUCCACCACUUGGUCUCCCCCGAUGCGUCACCAGUCACUCGGCACGUAAACAGGGUGAUGAGGAUGCACCGAGCCGAGCGACUUAGCCAAACAACAGGAGAAGGACACAAUUUAGCGCAGAACAAUUCGAGCAGUACCGAAUGUAAAGAUAAAAACGGAAACAAAGUAAACACUUUUGAAAAAAAAAAAAAAAAGACAAUGCUCCUACCCAAUGUGGAUGACUUCAAGAAGAACUUCCUAUCUAGCCUUCUCAACAGUUUGGAAAAUCUGCAUAGCUCGUUGAAAAAAAAACUGCAUGACCAGUCACAGCAAGUGGACCCAUUUAACGAUCCCACUGGAGACAACUUUCAAAGCGGAAAGGGAGACGACUGUGCUGAUGAGCCGGAAGGAAGCACCGACAUGAAUACGAUGAAGCUGGAUGUCAAAGCAGAACAACAGGACGAAGACGCGAAUCAAUCCGCAUAUAUGAAUAGGAACAAACCAAACGAUGCCAUAGGAACAAGUGAUGCAGAGCCCCCCUUGCACCUCCUCUCAAUAGCCGUUUUAAAUCUUAUCAGCAAAGUGAAGUCGGUAAAGGAACGUGUACUCACUUUGAAUGCAUGCUUCGUGCCUACUAUCACGUUCAAGACCUUUCUCCUUUUCGUAUGCUACGAGAUGAAUGAGUUGAAGAAUAUUUAUCGAGCCCAAACUGCGAAGAGAAGCUUCUUAGCUGUGCAGGUUCCCGGGGGAGAAGCUAACCAAAAGAGGAGACGACGCAACGGGGAAGACGAUGGGGUGGAAGCUGAAGUAGAUAACGAUAAUGAGCCCAAGGAGGAUAUUUGCAGUGUCGAGGAUGAGCGAUCUGCCAAUAAUGCGCUGAUGACAAACGACCUAGCUGUGUCUGACCCCUCCGCCACCCACACCAAGGAUUGCCCCUCCCUGUGCUACUCCAUCUUCAACGACGCAAACGUCACAAUAAAUAACCAUUUCCUGUUUAAAAAACUGAGCGACGUUUUUUACGCCCCCAACAUUCUUAACAUAGUUACCAAGUCCUUUGAGUCCCACCAACACAUAGACGACAACUACCUCAUCACAAUGAAGAACAUGAAUGCGAGCAUCUCCAUCCCAUCUGUAAAUAAAAAGUUGUAUGAUCACUGUUCACAUCUCUUUGCUGAUAUACAGUCGAACAUAUAUUUAAAUGAAAACGACCAGGACAGACACAGCUUCACCCUCUUUAAUGUAUCACAGGAAAGUAAGUCCAAAGAGAUAGACGAGCAACAUGCAUUGUACAAUUACAUAACCCUACUGAAAGAAGAAAAAAAUAAAUUGCAAAAGAAAAAAAUGGAUGCCAAAAAUGUACGGGCUACUCAAACCAAAGGGGGGAAACAGUACAAGAGGGGUGACAAAAAUACAUUUGAAGAUCAUUUUAGAAACCGAAAAACUGUCUCCUCUAGGGCCCCCUCCAAGCACGUGGAUGAUUACGAAGCUACAAAUGCCGCCAAUAAUGCAGCCACAACCGACGCCAACGGUAACCUAAACGCAAAGGAAAAGGAAAACGAAAAGGAAAACGAAAAAGACAAUGAAAACGAAAAUGAGCAAGGAGUUAGGGAAAAUAACGACAUGUCCCUUGACACUACAGUCAAAGGAGAUAUCAUAGCUGGGCCAAAAGGGGGAUCCAAAAAUGCUACCACAAAAAAUGUGCACACACAGGAUAAAAACCAAAUUAACAGAACUACCAACAGGCUCUACAAAACCAACAACACGAGCAACACCGGGGUUGACGGUAUUGUUAAUGACAUUAGCGGAAACGAUGUCGCUGCUAUGCCCAGCAACCUGAACGCGGUGAAGAAUGAUAUGUACGUUUCUUCUAAACCAGGGGAGAGGACCAACAAAAGGAACAAUCAAAAGGGUACCGGAAGAAGGCGUGCUGAUGGUUACGCAUCAGGCGGUGCUAGGGGUGAGUAUCAACAAGAGGCAAACUAUGACGCAAACCACGACCCCAACUACGAUCCAAGUUUCGAGCCAAACAUGGACCACCAUGACGACUACAACCAGUAUGACCCACGAGAUCAUCUGAACAGCCACGGCUACGACAUUGACGGAGAAGAACAAAACCCAUACGAUCCCAUGAACAAUUAUGACAAUGAAGAUAAUAUGGUAAUGAAUUCGUAUAACCGACCAGGUCAUCAUCCCAACGACCUCUACGACACGAAUCACGCCCUCCACCGUUAUAACAAUAAAAAUGAUAUACAUAUGGACGGCAUGGAAAACAACAUGGACACAAAUGACUACCAGGUAAAUUUGCACCACGAUGAAAAUUUUGACGUAGCCUAUGGAGACCAAAUUUCAAACCAUAAAGAAAGUAUAACCAGUGGUAAUGCAAACCUGAGUAGCAGCCACAUGGAUAGUAACAUCAAUCUCGAGCAGGACAACGAAAAUGGCGUGCCCAGUAAAAACUCCCAGUUUGAAGACUGCACCUGCUACAAAUUCAAUUUGGUUGGAUGGAAGGAGUUUUCAGAGGAUGGUCAUAAAAAUGAUUUAGACGUGUGCAAAAUUGUCAACAAGCCCGUUCUGCUUAGGGACCCCAGAAUUAAAAUGAAAUUUCUUAAAAUACUGGACAGACAUAAAAAUAUAAAAGAUAUAUUUAAAAAACUCGGCGUUGACAUAAAGUGA
Plasmodium fragile is the source of this 11274-nucleotide messenger RNA. RefSeq lists its product as uncharacterized. The record is from RefSeq and is a predicted model, not a curated record. NCBI's taxonomy places the organism in Eukaryota, Apicomplexa, Aconoidasida, Haemosporida, Plasmodiidae. The transcript has 4 exons. The coding region runs from base 1 to 11274 and encodes 3757 amino acids.